Triticum urartu is the source of this 1719-nucleotide messenger RNA. Its product is annotated as iron-phytosiderophore transporter yellow stripe 1-like. Lineage: Eukaryota; Viridiplantae; Streptophyta; Magnoliopsida; Poales; Poaceae. Gene Ontology annotation, cellular component: plasma membrane. The record is from RefSeq and is a predicted model, not a curated record. Gene Ontology annotation, biological process: response to iron ion; seed development. Gene Ontology annotation, molecular function: oligopeptide transmembrane transporter activity; iron-nicotianamine transmembrane transporter activity.
AUGGACGUCACAGCCGACCGCACACGGGUGGCGCCGGAGAUCGAGAAGGACGUCGACGACGUCGCCAUGGAGGGCGACAUGGAGUCGGACCCCGCGCUGGCGCGCGAGCGGCAGCUGGAGCCCGUGCAGCCGUGGCAGGAGCAGCUGACGGUGCGGGGAAUGGUGGCGGCGCUGUUGAUCGGCUUCAUCUACACCGUCAUCGUGAUGAAGAUUGCCCUCAGCACGAAGACCAAAAUACCUCACGUUUUGGUGGUCGACUACAAACUGACCUACCCCAGUGGGACAGCAACUGCUGUUCUUAUUAAUGGGUUUCAUACCCCCAAGGGAGACAAGAAUGCAAAGAAGCAAGUCCAUGGGUUCCUAAAAUACUUCGGGAUCAGCUUUAUGUGGAGCUUCUUUCAAUGGUUCUACACUGGCGGCCCUGUUUGCGGUUUUGUGCAGUUCCCUACUUUUGGUCUCAAGGCUUGGAAACAAACGUUCUCCUUUGACUUUAGCCUCACGUAUGUGGGUGCGGGAAUGAUUUGCUCACACCUAGUGAACCUCUCCACUCUCUUGGGUGCAGUUCUUUCAUGGGGGAUAAUGUGGCCACUCAUUAGCAAACAGAAGGGGGUUUGGUACCCCGCAGAUGUACCAGCAAGCAGCAUGAAAAGAUUGUAUGGUUACAAGGCCUUCUUCUGUGUAGCUCUAAUAAUUGGAGAUGGCCUUUACCAAUUCUUGAAAGUCACAUAUGUCACUAGUAAAAGCCUACAUCAACGAUUAAACAAAAAAGUUGUUACCAACAAAGGAGAGGAAAAUAGAGAUGGUAUGGCUUCACCAGAGGAAAUCCAGCGCGAUGAGAUUUUCAAGAGUGACAACAUACCCUCAUGGAUGGCAUACACUGGAUACGCCGUGCUUAGCAUCAUCUCAUCAAUCAGCAUACCCCUGAUGUUCUGUCAGAUAAAGUGGUACUAUGUGAUAGUAGCAUAUCUCCUUGCACCUGUGCUCGGGUUCUCCAAUUCCUACGGAGCAGGUCUCACUGACAUCAACAUGGCCUACAACUAUGGCAAGAUCGCCCUCUUCAUCUUCGCAGCCUGGGCUGGCAAGAAAAAUGGUGUAAUUGCUGGCCUGGUUGGUGGUACGCUGGUGAAGCAGUUGGUCCUCAUGUCUGCCGAAUUGAUGCAUGACUUGAAGACGAGUUAUCUCACGUCGACAUCCCCAAGAUCCAUGCUUGUGGCACAGGCUAUCGGGACGGGCAUGGGCUGCAUCGUCUCACCCCUCACCUUCAUGCUCUUCUACAAGGCAUUUGAUGUUGGUAACCCAGAUGGCUAUUGGAAGGCGCCGUAUGCACUCAUAUACCGUAGUAUGGCGAUUCUCGGUGUGGAAGGUUUCUCAGCUUUGCCAAACCACUGCCUCUCAAUAUCGGCUGGAAUUUUUGCAUUUGCGAUGCUUCUGAGUAUUGCAAGGGAUAUCCUACCACGCAGGUAUGGCAAGUAUGUUCCACUACCGAUGGCAAUGGCGGUGCCUUUCCUUGUAGGUGGGAGCUUUGCCAUUGACAUGUGCAUCGGGAGUUUGGUGGUAUUUGUGUGGGAGAAGAUGAACAAGAAGGAGGCUAUCAUCCAAGUGCCUGCUGUUGCAUCUGGCUUGAUAUGCGGGGAUGGCAUAUGGGUAUUCCCAUCUUCCCUACUAGCUCUUGCCAAGAUUAACCCUCCAAUCUGCAUGAAGUUCACUCCUGCCAACUAG